AUGGCGGCUGCUGAUGCAAAUGAUGAACAAGAUUGGUUGCCUCUUGCAGCAGCUUUAAUGAACUUCAAUAGAAUCUUCACUAGAAGGAGAAACCGUGAAGAAGAAGAAGAAGAAAAGGUAAAAAAGAUAAAUAAUAAAAGGGUAAAAAUAUGUAAAACUGAAGAAAAAGAAGAGGAAAUUAAUAUAACCACAGUAAUAAUUCCAUGCGAGUUACAGCGAAAAAUCACUGAAAAGGGAGGAACCGAACCCAAGUUGGUGAUGACCAAGAAAGUAACCAGAACUGAUUUAAGCAGUAAUCAUGGUUGUUUAUCAAUGCCUGCAAAACAGUUGAGUGAUCGUAGUUUUAUCGACGACGACGAGAGGGAAGUACUCGAGUAUUACGAGGAGCUUUACGUAAUGUUCAUGGAACCAUGCGGGGAAGAUUCUGCGGUAGUGAUGAAGAAGUGGGAUUAUGCUAAUAAAAAAGGUUAUAAAUAUAUUCUGAGGAGGUAUUGGAAUGAUAUUGUGAGUAGAAAUUGUAAUAGGGAAUUUAAGGAGAAUGAUAUGAUUCAGAUAUGGUCGUUUAGGGUUCAUGGUGUACUGUGGUUAACUUUGUUUAAGGUUUUGGUUGAACCAAAGCCAAAACCAGAACCACGUGGUGAAGAUGGUGCAAGUACAAGUCAUUCUACUGUGUCUUUGCUCGAACCAGAACCGGGUGGUGAAGCCGGUGCAAGUGCAAGUACAAGCCAUUGUAUUGUGUCUGUGGCCGAACUGGAAUCGGAACCAGAACCGGGUGGUGAAGACUGUACUCAGUGUACUGAAUCUGGGGUCGACAAAGAACCAGAUGGUGUAAUGCAGAAAAUCUCUACUGGCCAGACUCACCCACCAUGUCAGGUGCACGACGCGGUCUCAUUCGAAUUAGUAGGGCGAAAUCCUGAAAACCGAAUGGGGAAGAAAAGAAAAGAACCAGAUGGUGAAGAAGAAGAUGUUUUGUUAUAGCAUAUAUUUUUAGUUCUGAGAUUAGUUUUUAAUUUUUAGAUUUUGCGUUCAAUUUACAAGUGUAUAAGAAUGUUGAGAUCAAUUUUCAAUUUUGAGAGUUUACACCUCAA
This is a messenger RNA of Mercurialis annua (annual mercury), 1088 nucleotides long. RefSeq names its product putative B3 domain-containing protein At2g27410. The record is from RefSeq and is a predicted model, not a curated record. The transcript has a single exon. NCBI's taxonomy places the organism in Eukaryota, Viridiplantae, Streptophyta, Magnoliopsida, Malpighiales, Euphorbiaceae. The coding region runs from base 1 to 978 and encodes 325 amino acids. Gene Ontology annotation, molecular function: DNA binding.